Messenger RNA from Umbelopsis ramanniana AG, 496 nucleotides. RefSeq lists its product as uncharacterized. The record is from RefSeq and is a predicted model, not a curated record. The transcript is spliced from 2 exons. Lineage: Eukaryota; Fungi; Mucoromycota; Umbelopsidomycetes; Umbelopsidales; Umbelopsidaceae. The coding region runs from base 47 to 319 and encodes 90 amino acids.
UUUAUCCAGUACUGGACUGUCGAGCUAAACCAUACCCUCCACAAUCAUGACAGAGGCAGCAACCAAAUUGGACUUGAAGGAAGCAGUUGGCGGAAAGGUGGAGACCAUUACAAAGAGAGUGUCAGGCAAAAAUUGGAAGCUGCAGAAAACCCCUACUCACCGAGCUCAAAUGUCGAAAAAGCUUAGAAAGUCAUGGGAACAACGCAGCCAAGAGAGGACAAAGCAGGAAACCGUCAAAGCUCUCGAGAAGCAGAUGAAGGACGAAAAGCAAGCCGAAAAAGAUGUAUGUGGAAUGGAAAUGAUUGUGCACUUGGUCUAGUUGUGACAAAAUACUAAUAGCUUUUUUAAUAACAAUAGCGCAAGCGAGAAACUACAUUGGAACGUAAAAAGAUCAAGGAAGAGAAGGAGCGAUUAGAACAAAUGGCCGAAAAGGUACGAAAAUAUUUACAAGAUCACACGUUGAUACAUGAUAUCCACUUUUGUGUUGUAAGCAUAC